GAGCUUUCAAUAUGGCGGACAGGGACAAGAUGGCGAAGUACCGGACGGAGAUCCAGCAGAUGAUGUUUGUCUCCGGCGAGACCGGCGAGCCCGCUCCUGAAACAACCACCCUGAUCGAAUUCAUCGUGCAAGACCAAGUACAACACAUGCUCCGCGAAUGCACCUCCCUCGCCACCCGGCGCGGCAGCAAAUCCAUCUCCACGGACGACCUGUUCAUGCUAAUCCGACACGACCGCGCCAAAAUCUCGCGCCUCCGCCACUUCCUGCAGUGGAAAGACGUGCGCCGCUCGGUCAAAGACAGCGACGACAAAGGCGGCGACGCAGGCGCCGACGUGGGCACCGGCGACGCCGACCUCGCCGCGGGCGUCAUGGGCAGCGGGCCCAGCGGCCCCGGGCCCGAGGCCGGCAAGAAAGCAAAGCGCGCCAAAGUCGAUCUGGUGUGGGACGUGCACAGCUUCUUCACCGAGUUCCCGCCGCAGAAGGACGACGUCGAGGACGAGGAGGAGGAGGAGAUGAACUUUGCCACGCUGCAGCGCCUCAAGAACGCGGACGAGCGCACCAAGAACAUGACGCGUGAGGAGUAUGUGCACUGGUCUGAUUGUCGCCAGGCGUCGUUUACGUAUCGCAAGGGCAAGCGGUUCAAGGAAUGGGCGGGCUUUGGGCUGAUUACAGACUCGAAGCCUAGUGACGAUAUCAUUGAUAUCCUCGGCUUUCUGACUUUUGAGAUUGUGCAGACGCUGACCGAGGAGGCGCUCAAGGUCAAGGAUGCGGAGGAUACGUAUAAGAAGAGCACGGGCGGCGAGCAGAACAGACUAAAGAGGAAGCGAGAGAGAGGUCUGUUUGAUCCGCCUGAGGAGGCGAGAGAGCCUGUGCAGCCCAGCCAUGUGCAGGAAGGAUACAGGAGGUUGCAAAGAGGGAACAACAAGAGCAGGGCUAUGUUGAACUUCACGAGGAACAUGCAUCGGGCAGCAUUGAGACUGAUCUGA
Messenger RNA from Boeremia exigua, 986 nucleotides. Its product is annotated as transcription initiation factor IID, 18kD subunit-domain-containing protein. The coding region runs from base 12 to 986 and encodes 324 amino acids. The record is from RefSeq and is a predicted model, not a curated record. The transcript is spliced from 3 exons. NCBI's taxonomy places the organism in Eukaryota, Fungi, Ascomycota, Dothideomycetes, Pleosporales, Didymellaceae. Gene Ontology annotation, biological process: transcription by RNA polymerase II. Gene Ontology annotation, cellular component: SAGA complex. Gene Ontology annotation, molecular function: transcription coregulator activity; protein heterodimerization activity.